This is a messenger RNA of Talpa occidentalis (Iberian mole), 3006 nucleotides long. RefSeq names its product caspase recruitment domain family member 14 (gene CARD14). The record is from RefSeq and is a predicted model, not a curated record. Bases 1 to 3006 code for a protein of 1001 amino acids. Lineage: Eukaryota; Metazoa; Chordata; Mammalia; Eulipotyphla; Talpidae. The transcript has 20 exons. Gene Ontology annotation, molecular function: protein binding. Gene Ontology annotation, biological process: regulation of apoptotic process.
AUGGGGGAGCUGUGCCGCACGGAGUCCUCCCUGACGGCGCUGGGCGAGGAGGAGCUGUGGGACAUGAUGGACGGCCACCGCCACCGCAUCGUGCGCAGCGUCUGCCCCAGCCGCCUCACCCCCUACCUGCGCCAGGCCAAGGUGCUGGGCCAGCUGGACGAGGAAGAGGUGCUGCACAGCCCCCGGCUCACCAACUCUGCCAUGCGUGUGGGGCACCUGCUGGACCUGCUGCGGGCCCGAGGCAAGAACGGGGCGGUCGCCUUCCUGGAGAGCCUGAAGUUCCACAACCCGGACGUGUACACGCUGGUCACCGGGCUGCAGCCCGACCUGGACCUCAGCAGCUUCAGCGGCCUCAUGGAGACGUCCAAGCUGACCGCCUGCCUGGCGGGGGCCAUCGGCAGCCUGCAGGAGGAGCUGAGCCAGGAGAAGGGGCAGAAGGAGGCGCUGCUGCAGCAGUGCCGGCGGCUACAGGAGCGCCUGGGCCUGGCCGAGGCCCGCGCCGAGGGGCUGAGCCAGCUGGAGGCUGACCACGGCCGCAUGAAGCGCGAGGUCAGCGCCCACUUCCACGAGGCGCUCAAGCUCAAGGACGAGAUGCUCAGCCUGUCGCUGCGCUACAGCAACGCGCUGCAGGAGAAGGAGCUGGCCACCUCGCGCUGCCGCGGCCUGCAGGAGGAGCUGUACCUGGUGAAGCAGGAGCUGCAGAGGGAGCAGCUGUCGUCCUCCUGUGAGCGGGAGUUCCGGGAGCGGUCCCUGCUGACAGCCGGCAGCCUGGAGCCGGGCGGCGCGGAGCUGGCCCGCCUGAAGACGGAGAACCAGCGGCUGCGGUCCCUGACGUUCAGCCUGGCAGAGAAGGACAUUCUGGAGCAGAACCUGGACGAGGCUCUGGAGAGCAAGCAGGAGCUGGUGGACCGCAUCCACUCGCUGCGGGAGCGGGCCGCGCACGCCGAGAGGCAGCGGAAGCAGUACUGGGAGGAGAAGGAGCAGACCCUGCUGCAGCUGCAGAGGGCGCGGGUGGACUGUGAGAUCUUCAGGGAGAAGAUGAGCGCCCUGCAGGGCCAGGUGGCGGAGCUGCAGAAGGAGCGGGACCAGGCCUACUCGGCGCGAGACGGAGCCCAGAUGGAGAUUUCGCAGCACCUCACGGAGAAGGACGCGCUCCGCAGGAAGGUGUUCGGGCUGACCCACGAGCUCUGCGAGCUCCGCCAGCAGCUCCACGGCCUGCGGCCGCCGUCUCCUGGGCAGCCCGAGCCGGAGGCAGGGCCCCGGGAGCCCUGCCCGAAGGGGAAGCAGCGGCUGGUGCGCAUGUUUGCUCUCUGCCCGCCCGAGGACAGCAGCUGCCCCGGCGCCUUGGAGGCUCAGCUCUGGUGCGACCUGAGCGCCACGUCCAGCCGCGAGCUGGGGGACAGCUUCCGCUCCAGCAGCCCCCUGCCGCCCAGCCAGCAGUCGCUGUGCAGGCGGGCCACGGCCGAGCUCUGGGAGGGGCCCUGGGCCUCCAGCGGCUCCUCGGAGGCCCUGGAGGUGGACCUGGGCGCCUCCCUGGGGGCAACGGCAGGCGAUGUAGACCUGGAUUUCGAGAUCGUGGACAGGGCGGACCUUCCUGAGUCUGUGGACAGCAGCCUGCAGCCAUUGUCCGGGGGCCCGGCGGUCUCAGCCAGCAGCGCCCCGGUGCGGCGCAGGCCAGCCCGCAAGGUCUCGAGCCCCGUCACGGUGCUGGCCUUCCAGGGGUGCGCGCUGCUGGAGCAGAUACAUGUCAUUGGGGGGAACCUCACGGGCAUCUUCAUUCACCGGGUCACCCCGGGCUCGGCGGCGGAUCAGAUGGCCUUGCGGCCGGGCACCCAGAUCGUGAUGGUGGACUGCGAGGCCACAGAGCCCCUGUUCAAGGCGGUGCUGGAGGACACGACCCUGGAGCAGGCCCUGGCGCUUCUCCGCAGGGUGAGCGGCUUCUGCUGCUUGUCCGUGAAGAUGAACAUGGAAGGCUACAGGAAGCUGGUCCAGGACCUGGAGGCCAAAGUGGUGACCUCGGGGGACUCGUUCUACAUCCGGGCAAACCUGGCCGUGGAGGGGCGGGCGGAGGGCGCGCUGCAGGUGCGCUGCGGGGACGUGAUGCACGUCACAGACACCGUCUUUCAGGGCGGCAGCUGCUGGCAUGCCCGCCGCCUGGGCCCCUACAGCACCGCGGGCGCCGAGCAGGGCACCAUCCCCACCUACUCACAGGCCCAGCGGCUGCUCGUCGCCCUCCUCCAGGACCUGGCCCAGCAGACCCCCAGCGCCCGCAAGCCGUCCUCCGGGGGGCCCCAGAAGCUGGUCCGUAUUGUCAGCGCGGACAAAGCCCAGACCGGCCCUCUGUGCUCGCCCCUCGAGCGUGCCCGGCCGGACCCCAGCAGGGUGGAAGACUCCAGCACGCGCUUCUGGGCAGAGAGCUGCUUCACCCUGGCGCCCUACACCCUGGUGCACCCCCACAGGCCCAGCCGGCCGCGGCCUGUGCUCUUCGUGCCCAGGCUGGUGGGGCGGGUCCUGAGCGAGAAGCUGGGCCUCCUCCACGGCUUCAGCAAGUGCCCGGCAGAGCACCUGAGCCAGGAGGAGUACGCCGCCUUGAGCCAGCGGGGGGACGUCGUGCAGGAGCAGGGGGCUGCGGGGGGCCGCCGCUGGCUGACCCGCCGGGCUGUUGAGGCCCUCAUGGAAAAGGACACCCACGCCCUCCUGGACGCAGGGCUGGACAGCGUGCGCGCCCUGCACGGGAUGGAGAUCUUCCCCAUCAUCGUCCACGUCGCCGUCAACGAGAAGGCGGCCAGGAGACUCAGGAAGGCCCUGCAGCGGCUCGGCUCCUCGGAGGAGCAGCUCCUGGAGGCCGGCAGGCAGGAGGAGGGCAAGCUGGACAAGGCGCCCUGUCUGUACUGCAGCCUGGCGCCCGACGGCUGGGGCGACCAGGACACCCUGCUCAGCUGUGUCCGCCUGGCCGUCGCGGAUGAGCAGAAGAAGGUUGUGUGGGCAGAGCAGAGCCCCCGCUGA